Messenger RNA from Ophidiomyces ophidiicola, 531 nucleotides. Its product is annotated as Prenylated Rab acceptor 1. The transcript has a single exon. The record is from RefSeq and is a predicted model, not a curated record. The coding region runs from base 1 to 531 and encodes 176 amino acids. NCBI's taxonomy places the organism in Eukaryota, Fungi, Ascomycota, Eurotiomycetes, Onygenales, Onygenaceae. Gene Ontology annotation, cellular component: Golgi apparatus.
AUGGCCGCCCUUCAGAUCCCUCUCGAUGCCUUGACAUCUCGUUUCAAUUUCGGCGAUCGCUUCAGCAGUGUUCGUUCGCAAUCCGUCUCUUCGCGGUUUGCCAACCUUAGACCGAUUUCCGAAUUCUUUGAUGUCAAGAGGUUAUCGAAACCAGCCAAUUUCGGGGAAAUGCAGAGCCGUUUGAACUACAACCUAAGCUACUUCUCUAGCAACUACAUUGUCAUUUUCAUUAUGCUAGGAAUCUACAGCUUGCUCUCGAAUUUACUGCUUCUGUUUGUCAUAAUCCUAAUCAUCGGCGGAACCUACGGAAUCGGCAAGCUUGAAGGUCGGGAUCUGGAUGUUGGUUUUUUCAGAGCAAGCACCUCGCAACUUUACACCGGCCUUCUGAUUGUCACAGUCCCACUGGGUAUUUGGGCAUCUCCCAUUGGUGCUGCUUUGUGGCUUAUUGGUGCUACUGGAGUUACUGUUUUGGGGCAUGCUGCGUUUAUGGAUAAACCAAUCGAGAAUGCUUUUUCCGAGGAGGCGGUCUAG